This is a messenger RNA of Bombyx mori (domestic silkworm), 1548 nucleotides long. RefSeq names its product cytochrome P450 CYP6AE7 (gene Cyp6ae7). Lineage: Eukaryota; Metazoa; Arthropoda; Insecta; Lepidoptera; Bombycidae. The record is from RefSeq and is marked provisional. Gene Ontology annotation, molecular function: heme binding; iron ion binding; oxidoreductase activity, acting on paired donors, with incorporation or reduction of molecular oxygen.
AUGAUAUUAACUAUAAUAUUCAUUCUGAGUUUAUGUGUUUACAUUCUCUAUAGGAUAUCUACAAGGAAAUUUGAUUAUUGGCAAAAAAAGAAUGUGAGCUACGUAGAGCCGGCUCCUUUCCUCGGAAACUACUCUGGGUACAUACUUCUAAAGGAAAACUUAUUGGACGUGGUGCAUAAUUUGAGUAAAUUGUUUCCAAAUGACCCCUACGUUGGUGCAUUCUUUGGCACAAAACCCACUUUAAUCGUUAAAGACCCGGAAUUCAUUAAACUGGUACUAAUUAAAGAUUUCUACUAUUUCCACGGGAGAGAAGGCUCCAAAUACACCCACAAUGAAGUCAUCACGCAGGGCAUAUUUUUCACGUACGGCGACCGCUGGAAGGUCAUUCGACAAAACCUGACGCCGCUUUUCUCUUCUUCAAAAAUUAGAAACAUGUUUCGUACUAUCGAAAAAUGUUCUGGUGUUUUCGAGAAUUUGCUGGAUGAAGAAUCUUUAGCACCCGAAGUUGAAAUGAGGUCUGUGAUGUCGCGGUUCACAAUGGACUGCAUAGGCGGUUGUGCGUUCGGAGUAGACACUAAUGCGAUGCAGGAACCCAAGGAUAACAUCUUCAAAACUAUGGGAUACCUUUUCUUCGAGAGCACCACGCACCGAGGGAUAAAGAACGUUUUCAAAGCUAUCUGGCCGGAAAUAUUCUAUGGACUAGGUUUCAAAGUAUUUCCAACGGACUUAAAUGAGUUUUUUAGUAAACUUCUAGUUGGGAUUUUCGAAGCACGGGACUACAAGCCUUCCUCACAGAAUGUUUUCAUCAACCUGUUGUUAAAUUUGAAGAAGAACAGACAUAUCGUCGGCGACCGUUUGCUAAAGAUUAAAACAGGAAACGUAAGAGCAGAGAGUAAAAUAAAACUAGAAGUGGAUGAUGAGCUGUUAGUUUCGCAAUGCGUUGCCUUCUUUAUCGCAGGCUUUGAAACUUCAUCCACUAUUUCAAGCUUUACUUUGUACGAGCUGGCAAAGAAUCCAGAUGUUCAGAAAAGAGCGCAGAAAGAAGUGGACGAAUACAUUAAGAAGCACAACAAUAAACUAGAUUAUGAUUGCGUGAAGGAGCUCCCGUUUGUGGAGGCGUGUAUAGAUGAAGCCCUACGUUUGUAUCCCGUUCUUGGAGUAUUGACAAGAGAAGUAAUGGAACAAUACACAUUCCCGACCGGCCUGACUCUCGACAAAGGAGAUCGCGUUCAUAUUCCCGUGUAUCAUCUGCAACGCGACCCGGAAUACUUUCCGGAGCCAGAGCUCUUUAAGCCGGAGAGGUUCUAUGGGGAAGAGAAAAGGAAUAUCAGGCCCUUUACGUAUUUACCAUUUGGAGCUGGGCCCCGAACUUGUAUUGGUCAAAGAUUUGCGAAGAUGCAGAUGUUGGCCGGCCUGGUGACCAUACUGAAAAGGUACACGGUGCGUCUGGCCGAGGGCAUGCCGGAGACGAUCAACUUCGAACAGAGAGCAAUUGUCACGCAGCCCAACAUUGGAAUACGACUGAAUCUCUUGCCUAGAAACAAUUAA